This is a messenger RNA of Vicia villosa (hairy vetch), 2458 nucleotides long. RefSeq names its product isoprenylcysteine alpha-carbonyl methylesterase ICME. Bases 1321 to 2280 code for a protein of 319 amino acids. Lineage: Eukaryota; Viridiplantae; Streptophyta; Magnoliopsida; Fabales; Fabaceae. The record is from RefSeq and is a predicted model, not a curated record. The transcript has 11 exons.
AAUUAUUUAUUAAGUUCUUAAUUUUCUUUUUUAUGGUUAAUUUUGGUUUUACUGUAUCACGAAAUUACCAAAUUAAGUUCAGGUUUGAAUAUUUCACUUUUUUUUAAGAGAAAAAAAGUUGUUUUGUGUUUGGAUAAGUUGGUAAGAUACUAGUACUAAAUUGAAUUUAUAGUGUAUAUCAAUUUUGACUAAUCUUAAAAAUUGACUAUUGUUAGAUUCGAGGUCGAUGUUAGGCUUUAGAGUUCGAACCCUGUACUUCACGUUUAUGUGUGAAUUUCUAAUGGUUAUUAUAUUUUAGUCUAUCAAUAAAAAUAUAUGAAAUGUCAUAAAAAAAUAUUUUUAAUUACUAUUUAUUUUUCGAAUGUGAGAUUAGAAAUGACAAUAUUGAGAGAGUGUGUUGAGGUAGCACCCAUAAUAGAAAAGAUGAUGAAAAAUAGAAUUAAGUGGUUUAGGCAUACAGAGAGAAAACGUAUAGAUUUUGUAAUAAGAAAAGUGGAUUAAAUGGAGAGUAGUUAAAGAGUUAGAGGUAGAAAAAAAUCUAAAAAAACUAUAAGAGAAGUUAUUAAAAAAGAUUUAGAGAUUAUCAAUUUGGAGAGAAACAUGGUUUUAGAUAGGGGUGGCAAACGGGCAUGCCCGUCCCAUUUAGGCCCGCCCCGCAAAAGUCCGCGAAAAAACGGGGCGGACGGGCUUUUUUAAGAGUGCGGGUCUAAAACCUUGCUCCGCCCUGCAAAAAAGUGAGGGCGGGGCGAGGAAGCUCGCGGGCAUUCGGCUUCCUUUUGAAAAUUCUAUGAAAAAACAAAUGCCCGCAAAAGCCCACAAAAAAACGGGGCGGGGCAGGGCGGACACAUUAAAGAGAGCGGGCAUAAAACCUUGCCCCGCCUCGCGAAAAAAGUGCGGGUAAAACGGGCUUUCCCCGCGGGCCGAGCCCGUUUUGCCACCCCUAGUUUUAGAUAGAACAUUAUGGCAACAGUUGAUUCAUGUAGCGGUCUCACUUAGUGGGAUAAGGCUUGUUGUAUUUAUUUUUAUAUUUUCAGUUAAACUUCAAGUAGCUCAUGUACUAUAAUCUUAUUAAAAACUAUAAACUCAUGAAAAAAAUGGCUAUUAAACAUGUUUAUUUUGACCCUAUAAGCUUUCAGUAUUAAGUUUAAAAGUUGAUCUUGCCAACACUCUUGCGAAAAGAGUGUCUGCUUGAAACUCCCAAAACAGAUUAACAGAAGUAAACGAUCCUUUCAAAGGAAUUAAGAUUCCCCACCGGAUGCACCAAAGUCCUGGGUUGGUUACCGUUGGAUUACAAAAUUGCUAGCUCUUGGAUGUUAUGCCAUGCUUCUUAUGCCCGGUUUUCUACAAGUUGCAUAUUACUAUUUCUUCUCAAGCAAGGUAAAGCGAAGCAUUGUUUAUGGAGAUCAACCUAGAAACAGGUUGGAUCUGUAUCUACCUGCUGAUGUCAGUGAACCUAAGCCAGUUUUGAUUUUUGUAACCGGGGGAGCAUGGAUUAUUGGGUAUAAAGCAUGGGGCUCCCUUUUAGGACUACAGUUGGCAGAAAGAGACAUUAUGGUGGCAUGCAUUGAUUACAGAAAUUUUCCUCAAGGAACCAUCAGUGACAUGGUAAAUGAUACUUGUCAGGGAAUUUCCUUCGUCAUUAACAACAUAGCUAGUUAUGGAGGUGACCCUAAUAGGAUUUACCUUAUGGGACAAUCUGCCGGUGCACAUAUUUCGUCUUGUGCUUUACUGGAACAAGCAGCCAUAGAAUCUGAAAAUCGAGAUAGUGUUUCAUGGAGCAUUUCACAGAUAAAAGCUUAUUUUGGUUUAUCAGGAGGAUACAACUUAUUGGAUUUAGUUGAUCACUUUCACAAUCGUGGCUUGUACCGUUCCAUCUUUUUAAGUAUAAUGGAAGCUGAACAAUCUUUGAAGAAAUUUUCUCCCGAAAUCAAAAUUCAAGACCCUUGCAUCAAAGAUUCCAUUCCUCUAUUGCCCCCUAUGUUUCUUUUCCACGGAACUGGUGAUUAUUCCAUACCACCAAUUGCCAGUAAACGGUUUGCUGAUGCUCUUACGAAGGCAGGGGCAAGAGCUGAGCUGAUUCUAUAUGAUGGAAAAACACAUACAGAUUUGUUUCUUCAAGAUCCACUCCGAGGUGGUAAAGAGGACCUAUUUGAACAUGUAGUUUCUAUAGUACAUGCAAAUGAUAGUGAUGCUCUUGCAAAGGACGCCGUCGCACCGCCGAGGAAACGGCUUGUUCCUGAGAUUUUAUUAAAGUUAGCUCACAAUAUCAGUCCCUUCUAAGAUUGUUACUGGAUGGAUUAUCAUCCUCUAUGUCUUAACUUUUUUAUAUUCUAUUUUUGUAUUUCUUAUUCAUAAUCUUCUUCUCUGGUUUUAGUGUAUAUGUAUACCUCAGACUCUUCAUGUAUUCUGUCACACACACCAUAUUUAUUGGGAGAUAUAGGUUGAGAUUCCUUAUUAA